AAGUGAAAAUGAAGACGAUCAUAUCAGCCAGUGGCCGACGGGAAACUGUGAUGGUGAAGAGAAGCGAGUCAGCAGACGCUCAGAAGAUCGACAGCCUCAUCAGCCCCGAAGCUCAGGCCGUUUUUGGACGGGUCAAUGUCAUUCGUCUUCUAGAGAAGGCCAAUCUGGCUGUGACUCUGGCCAAUGAGAAGGACGACAUCCUGGCUCACGCCUCCUUCUUCGAUCACCCCAUUGGAGACCUGGUGGAUCAGGCUCUCUGGGAACCGUUCCUGCACAAACACUUCGGGGCUGAAACAUGCUCGCCCAGGAACACACUUUUCCUCCACUUCUAUGUGGCGCAGUCAGAUUUUGCCUCAGCAAGUGUCAAAGAGAUAAUGAGGGCUGUCUUUAACACUGUGGCUGAGCUUGAGUACAUCUGCCUGGUCAGCCCAAACGUCGGUCCUUUAGAGCCAGAACUGGAUGUGAUAUUCAAGCCGAUGCAGCGCCUGACGGACCCUGGGCCUCAGUGCUUGGCGUUGAUGACCCACAGACGAGAACACUGCCCGCGGCUUCGGAUCCGCCGAGCCAGGAUUGAAGAUCUUGAUGACAUAUCACAGAUAUUUAAAGAGCAGACAAAGCUCCCGUCUGUCCAAACCUCCGUCCUGCAGGAGGUCGUUCAGAGCCGGAAUGAGGACGAGCACGCCGCCGUUUGUGAGACCAACGGGGUCGUGGUCGGCUUCAUCAGCAUCACUGCCACCGUCGAUGCAAACUGGCUUCAGGACAACUUUGAGCUGAAGGAGUUUGAUGGUCUGUACAAAAUUAAAGAAGAACAAGCAGACGCUCCUGCUGCUCGGUCUGAUGACACAUUUUCAAAGAAAAGUGAUGCGUUCUGCGUUCGACACUUCGCAAUGGACAAAAGAUAUGAAAUGAGAUCAAUGGACUUCAUUCCGUAUGUUUUCCAACAAUUCCCUGACCUGAACUUCUGCGUCAUCACGGUUCCCUCUCCGUCCUCCGACCUCCAGCUGCUGCAGCACUUCGUCAGGGUGCGUCCCGCCAGCCCGUCGAACCGGGAGCUCUACGUCUUCCACCGGGCAGGACUCAGUGUGAGGGUGAGGCCGGCUGUGGCUGCAGACCGAACCCCCGUCUCUGCUCUGGUGAAGGACUUGAGUCUGAAGGAGUCCCUGCUGCAGGACCUGGACCGCUUCUACGCAGCCCGCAGUGACCGGGAAGCCGUGCCUCUGCAGGCCUUCGUCGCCCAUGUGGACGGGCGGGUUGUGGGGACAGUCAUCAUCAGAGACGAGCAGGACAUCGAGUACAUCCGCGCCCACUACAACAUCGAGAACUUCAUCUAUUUCAGCCACUACGGCUACGAGGAGCACGCUCAGAUGCUCCACUUCGCCCUGCAGCCCUCCCUGCAGCACCUCGCCCGCCACUUGUUUCAGGAGGUCCUCCGGCUGGCGCACAAAUCCUGCCUGUACCUCCGAGUCCGCCCCCCCGGCGGCGGCCAGCAGGAUUCCUGCAUCCACCAUCUGGCCUCUGUCCUCGACUGCGCCGUCCCCGUCCGCCCGCGACGCCAGAUCCUCUACCCGCUGGAGGAGCUUGGCAUCAACGCGCCGUCCAGGCGGCUCACGCACAACCAGGCGCCGUUCGCUCUCAGCCUCAUCAGCAGAAAGUUAACUUUGGAGCCAAAGGUCAGCGUUAAUGCCAGCAUCGUGGUGGUGGGGGCUUCAGACACGGGCUUAUCCUUCCUGGAGGCGCUUUGUUUCUGCCCUCACCUGAGGUUCAACAGCCUGACCCUCGUCUCGACUCACGGUUUCCCCGGCGACUGCCGCCACGAGGACGCCGGCUUUCUGUCCACAAGUCACGCCUACAGCAGCAGAGACCUCGCUCUCAUGCCUGUCCGCCUUCACGCCCGCGUGGUGACCGGGAAGGUUGUGGCCAUCAGGAGAAAGUCCAGAUACGUCCUGGUGUCCGGCGGGGAGAAGGUGCCGUACGACCACCUCAUCCUCUGCACCGGCCUCCAGUACAGGGCGCCUUGUCCCACUGGAGUAGACCUGAGCCAGCCAAUCACAAACAGCCAGCCGCCGGCCUCGGCGACCCGCGGCAGACACCCCGCGCCCGCGCCCUCCAACCUCUUCACCCUCAACCACCUCCAUGACUGUGUGGCUGCCCGCCGCUGGCUGUCUGCCAACUUUGUGGAGCUGGAGGAAAAUGCCAUCGUCUACGGGCGCAGCGUCGACGUCUACACCGCCGUGGAGACUUUGCUGAGUCUGGGCGUCCGUGGGUCCCGCGUCCAUCUCGUCCUGCCGCCCCCUGAGCCCGGCGCCUCCUGCCUCGCGGACUCGGCGGUGGACGGAGCCGUGACGGCGAGCCUGGAAGGCGCCGGCGUCCACGUCCACGUCAACUGCGUGCUGGCUCAGAUGAACGACGGCAGGACCUCGGACCGCGUCGCGUCGGCGUCGUUCACCACCGACGCAGAGCCUCUCCACCUGCGCUGCGGCGUUUUCCUCAACUUCUCCAACAGAGGAGUUGACUACGACAUCUUCAGGAGCAUCAGCGGGUCCUUCCUGGUCUUCGACGGCCGGCUGGUGAUCGACUCGGCUUUCCACACCAACGACUCGGCCGUCUACGGCGCCGGGCCGCUCACCAAGUUCUCCCGGCGCUACUACUCAGAGGAGUGGUCGCACGCCAACUUCAACUCCAAGGAGGUGGGUCAGGAGCUGGCCGCCUCGCUGCUGCCCCUCUUCGACCCCACGCUGGAGCCGCCGGCCGAGCUGCCGCCUGGAACUGACCGGCUGGUGCCCAAGUACAGGCAGGCCACCGUGCAAGGCGGUAAGCUUCCCGGAGGGUUUAACUACCUGCAUGUCACCAAACCAGUGGAGACCAGCCUGACCUCCCGUCCUGUCAAACGCAAACAGGACGGCGGAAUCGUGACCGGACGAGUGGAGGCGGGGAACUACUUCCGUCUGGAGCUGGACGAGCACGGGAUGGUGGAGACGCUCACCUGCUUCUCCCUGAAGCCCAUCCCCGUCUCCAACUACCUGAGUCUGUACGGGAAGCACCAGGCGCUGCUGGGCCAGCUGCUGAGACGGUACCAGCAGGGCCAGAUCCAGGACCUGUACAGUUUCUUCUCACAGAGCAGCUGUUUGGCCGUUUUCCACGACAGAUUCUCCGACCUGGAGGAGGAGCUGAAACAGAUCAUCUCCACCAAGCUGCAGUUCUUCACCGCCGUCUCCCUGCAGCUGACGGCCGAGGACGGCGCCGCAGACGUCGUCCCUCCAGACGCCCUGGACGACCAGGAGACCCGAGCGGCUCUGAGGACCAACGCCGUCAAGUACCUGAUCUACAACCGGAACCUGCUGCCCAUGUUCGCCUGUCCGGGAGAGCUGUGA
Molecule: messenger RNA, 3371 nt
Organism: Salarias fasciatus (jewelled blenny)
Lineage: Eukaryota; Metazoa; Chordata; Actinopteri; Blenniiformes; Blenniidae
Gene: cfap61
Product: cilia and flagella associated protein 61
Exons: 24
Coding region: 9-3371 (1120 amino acids)
Molecular function (GO): oxidoreductase activity
Source: RefSeq, a predicted model, not a curated record